This is a messenger RNA of Emiliania huxleyi CCMP1516, 363 nucleotides long. RefSeq lists its product as hypothetical. The transcript has a single exon. The record is from RefSeq and is a predicted model, not a curated record. Lineage: Eukaryota; Haptophyta; Isochrysidales; Noelaerhabdaceae. Gene Ontology annotation, molecular function: ubiquitin ligase activator activity; anaphase-promoting complex binding; protein binding. Gene Ontology annotation, biological process: positive regulation of ubiquitin protein ligase activity; positive regulation of anaphase-promoting complex-dependent catabolic process; anaphase-promoting complex-dependent catabolic process. Gene Ontology annotation, cellular component: anaphase-promoting complex. The annotation marks the transcript as partial.
AUGAGCUGCCGCUACAUCCCGCACCGCGGUGCCGUCGACCUCGGUCGCGCGCAUCUCGUGUUGGACGGGGACGAAGCGCGGCCGACCUCUCCCGCCGAGGCCGAGUACCAGGACGCGCUCGCGCGCCGGCUGUUUGCGGGAUCGCCCGCGACCACGCGCGUGCUGCGCCUGAGCCAGCGCCGCCCGUCGGACGAAACGCCCGAGCCGUCGCUCCAGCAGUGCCUCCGGGCAAACAAGCGGAAGCGGCCUGACGUGCGGCGGCGGCACAUCCCGUCCUCGCCCACGCUGAUCCUCGACGGGCCCGGGCUGCGCGACAACUUUUACCUCAAUGUCGUCGACUGGGCGGCCACCAACAUCGUGGCG